Messenger RNA from Drosophila obscura, 1721 nucleotides. RefSeq names its product 2-oxoglutarate and iron-dependent oxygenase JMJD4 homolog (gene JMJD4). Gene Ontology annotation, biological process: negative regulation of gene expression; protein hydroxylation; positive regulation of translational termination. The transcript is spliced from 2 exons. Bases 255 to 1604 code for a protein of 449 amino acids. Gene Ontology annotation, cellular component: nucleus; cytoplasm. The record is from RefSeq and is a predicted model, not a curated record. Gene Ontology annotation, molecular function: sequence-specific DNA binding; histone H4R3 demethylase activity. Lineage: Eukaryota; Metazoa; Arthropoda; Insecta; Diptera; Drosophilidae.
AUUAGCUUCAAUUAGUUUUUUUAUAUUUCCAAUACCGUUUGUGCGCAAUUGGGAAAAUCAAAAACCAAUUUAAAACGACAAAAUUAAUUCAAAACUUAGCAUGCGUUCAGUUAUAAUCCAUCAACUGUCGCAUUUCGCGACAGUGCCGAAAUUGCGGAGAUAGUUUCCUUUUAGUCCCAUCGUCAUAGUUUGUGUGUUUACAUUUCGCUGCGUUGAAAAUUAUUAAUUAAAUUAAAACAAAAAACAGCCAGUGCAUGUGCGGGGUGUCCUUGAGGAUCGAACUUCACCGCCACAUCGUAUGGCCGCUGAGAGGAGGUCGGGCGCCGAGCUGCUGGGCCUGCAACCACCCCCGAGAGGAGCUGUUCCCGGCGCGCCCAGACAAUGUCCUGCGCCGCGGGGCAGGCGAACUGAGCUACAAUGAGUUCUACUGGCAGUACAUGCACCACAAUUGGCCCGUCAUCAUCACGGAUGUGUCCACCGACUGGCAGUGCCAGCAGUGGACCAGCAGCAACGUGGACGAGGGGGACGACAAUGCCAAUGCAAACACUGGCCUGGCGGGGGCUCACAUCAAUUUUGACUACCUCAGGAGACGCAUUGGCGACUGUCCAGUGCCGGUGGCCGACUGCAAUGCCACCUACUUCAACAGCCAUGCCAAAGCGGAGCUGAACUUUCACGAUUACCUGAGCCGCUGGCAGGCGCGCAUCGAGGGCGAGGCGGAAGUGAACAGCAAUGUGGCAAGGAUGAAGACAGAUGAUAAUCUCUACCUCAAGGACUGGCAUCUGGCCGCACAAAUGCCCAGCUAUGAUUUCUACCAGGUGCCUAAGUACUUUGCCUCCGACUGGCUGAACGAGCAGCUGAUGGCAGAAAAGCGAGACGAUUAUCGCUUCGUCUACAUGGGACCCAAGGAUUCGUGGACCUCCUAUCAUUCGGAUGUGUUUGGAUCGUUCAGCUGGUCCACCAACAUUGUGGGCCACAAGAAGUGGCUGAUUAUGCCGCCUGGCGAGGAGCUGAAGCUAAGCGACCGCCUUGGCAAUCUGCCCUUCAGCAUCAACGAGCAGCUGCUGGACGAGCAUAAGGUGCACUACUUCACGAUCAAUCAGACGGCCAAUGAGGCCGUGUUCGUGCCCAGCGGCUGGUACCAUCAGGUUUGGAACCUCAGCGACACCAUAUCGAUCAACCACAACUGGUUCAACGCCUGCAAUGUGCCGAUGGUCUGGCGCAAUCUGCUCAGCAACCUGAAGGCCGUGCGUAAGGAGAUCUCCGAUUGCCAGCAAAUGGAUAACUUUGAGGCCCACUGCCAGACCAUGCUGCGGGCCAGCUUCGGCAUCAACUACCUCGAUUUUAUAGAACUUCUAGAGUUCAUAUCCGCACGUCGAUUGGCUGCGCUCGCAGACGAUACUCGUAGUAGUUCAACGACCACCAAAUUUUUACUUUUUGAUACCUAUAAAAUGAGCGAUUACCAUGUGCAGCACGAUCUCGAGUGCCUGCGAGAGCUGCUGACUCUGAUGCUGGAUGACCCCAGUGUGCAGCAGAGUCCUGCUCAAUUGUCGGAACGCUGUCAGCGUUUGCUCAGCCAAUUGGCGGCACAGAAGAGUCGUAUAUAAAGCCCUUGGCAUGGCGUAUUUUUUUAUACCAAAGUUGCGUAUGCGUAUACAGAAUACAAAUAGUCGUAAUAUUUUAUUAUCCAUGUAUAUACAUAAGUGUAAUAUUUUAUUAAAAAU